This is a messenger RNA of Sceloporus undulatus (fence lizard), 4588 nucleotides long. RefSeq names its product solute carrier family 22 member 15 (gene SLC22A15). Gene Ontology annotation, molecular function: transmembrane transporter activity. Gene Ontology annotation, biological process: transmembrane transport. The record is from RefSeq and is a predicted model, not a curated record. Gene Ontology annotation, cellular component: membrane. NCBI's taxonomy places the organism in Eukaryota, Metazoa, Chordata, Lepidosauria, Squamata, Phrynosomatidae.
AUGGAGGUGGAGGAGGCCUUCCCUGUGGUGGGCGAGAUGGCCUUCCAGGUCUGGCUCUGCGUCCUGCUGGCUGCGCUGCUCCAGCUUUAUGUAGCCAGUGAAUCAAUCCUCAUUGCACUAGUGGGAGCAACACCACCUUAUCAUUGGGAUCUUGAUGGCAUCUCAGCUAAUCAGAGUCAUAAUAAUGAGUCAACUAAUAGAGAAAGCGCUUUUGGGAAAUGGCUUCUGACAGCCAAUGGAAGUGAACUUCAAAAACAUGUGCACUUUAGCAGCAACUUUACAUCAAUAGCUUCUGAGUGGUUUUUAAUUGGCAACACAUCAUACAAGAUCAGUGCUGCCAGUUCAUUUUUCUUCGGUGGUGUAUUUGUCGGAGUGAUAACUUUUGGACAACUCUCAGACCGUUUUGGACGGAAGAAAGUCUAUCUUGUCGGUUUUGGUCUUGAUAUCGUGUUUGCUGUUGCUAAUGGAUUCUCCCCCUCCUACGAGUUUUUUGCAGCCUCACGAUUCUUGGUGGGAGUAAUGAAUGGUGGAAUGUCCCUGGUGGCCUUUGUCUUGCUGAAUGAAUGUGUGGGCACUGCUUAUUGGGCUUUGGCAGGAUCAAUUGGUGGCCUGUUCUUUGCUGUGGGAAUUGCCCAGUAUGCUUUGUUAGGAUAUCUCAUUCGCUCCUGGAGAAUGCUAGCAGUUGUGGUUAACCUGGAGGGAUCACUAGUCUUUCUCCUCUCUCUAUUCAUUCCUGAGUCACCUCGUUGGUUGUACUCCCAAAGACGGCUGAAUGAAGCCGAAGAUGCUCUCUACCUCAUUGCAAAGAGGAACGGAAAGCCAAAGUGCACUUUUUCACUUAAGCCACCAGCUGAAGAGAAUUAUAAAGAGGCUGCUAGCAUCCUGGACCUAUUCCGAUACAAGAUCCUUUUGGGACGUACUAUGAUCAUGAUGUUCAUCUGGUUUGUAUGCAGCUUGGUUUAUUAUGGUCUUACGCUCAAUGUGGGUGAUUUGGGUGGAAGCAUCUAUACUAACCUGGCUCUUUCUGGGCUAAUCGAAAUUCCAGCAUACCCCCUCUGUAUCUACUUGAUCAGCCAAAAAUGGUUCGGCCGUAAACGAACACUUGCCACAUUUUUGUUCCUGGGAGGACUGGCUUCUGUUGUUGUCAUGUUUCUUCCAGAAAAGAAAGGUACAGGAAUGUUUGCAGUUGUGAACAGUCGUUCACUGUCUUUACUAGGGAAACUGACUAUCAGUGCAGCAUUUAAUAUUGUUUAUAUCUACACAUCUGAACUCUAUCCUACAGUGAUAAGGAAUGUUGGAAUGGGAACCUGCUCUAUGUUCUCCCGAGUUGGUGGGAUCAUUGCUCCUUUUGUUCCAUCUCUGAAAUCUUUUCAGUGGUAUCUGCCAUAUAUUGUAUUUGGGGUGGCAAGUUUGUUGUCUGGUUUUCUGAGCCUACUACUGCCAGAAACCCUAAAUACUCCCCUGCUGGAGACAAUAUCUGACCUACAAGUUUGUUCGUAUCGGAAGCUGGGUGAUGAAGCCAUGUCACUGCAGGAACUAGAAGGCUCACUGUCUGGCCAGGAUUCAGCUGGGAGUGAAAGUGAAGAUGAAGAAUUCUAUGAUGCCAACGAAGAGACCCAAAUGAUCAAGUGAUGGAUAAAGCACUGCUGCUAGAUUUUACAUCCUCUUUGAAUUAUCUGAUAAACUGUUUGUAGAAACACAAAAGCCAAGAGCAAUCAGUGGAGUUUAAAAAUACAGUAUCUUUGUUAAAGAGAAAGGUAGGACUUGGUUCAAAACUGUUGCAAUAGGGCAACUGUCACUAAGGAUGUCUUUAGGAAAUUGGUCAUUUUGACUGUGGGAUAAGUAAGCAAUGGUAUACAAAACGGAUCCAAUAUAUAGUUAGAUCUCUUUGACUGUCUUACAAGGGUUUUGUUUUGUUUUGUUUUUUUACAGAGAGGCCUGUUUGUUUAUUUGGGAGAGACCUGUUUGACAACCCUGGAUUUUAUUUGAUGCUGAUAAAAAUUUGGGAGGCAUUAUUAACUCUUAAUGGGAACAAAUGUUCUGAAAUACUACAAUGUGAUAUUUUAUAGUGAAUGCAGUGUGGAAUUUUGAUCUUGGGGUGAUUUUGUGUCAGGGGACAAGAUAUGUUUCUGUCAAGUGACGUAGGACUGCGAAGAAGACAGAUACUGAUUAAAAAGGUAACUGAGUCACAAUAAUUGUGGAUCCACAAGGGAAUAACACAUUUGACUUUAGGCUAUCUUUGCCUCCCGAAAAAAGAUAGGAUCAAAAGAUAGGAUCAAUACCAGAAGCAGUCUUCCCAUAACCAACUUUGCUGGUUAAUUCAAUAGGAAAUGUAACAAGUGUGGCUAAUUUAGGUAGUGCAACCUGUGUUCACUUGACACUUUGUCAUUGAAAGACUAACAGUCUUAUGUUUACACAGAACUCUUUUUUCCCCUUGAAAUGUGUUGCUGGCAGUGCUAGGAAACUGUUCUGUUAGAAGGGAGGAAUUUGGGUGGUACCAUAUUCCAGCUGGUGCUGUCCCUUCUGUGCUGCUUCUGUGUGUAUACUCCCAGCACUCUGUUUCUUCUUCUGUAUUUUAAAUGGGAGAAAAGAGUUGAAUCCGAAGAUGGGAGUUCCUAAAUCCAUUUCCAGCUCCAUUGUCAUACCGGUGAUAGACACAUACCAAGACAGAGCAAGACACUGUUCCUCACUCUGUCGUAAAGGCUUGUACUGCUGUGAGAUGUACUCUCAUUUAAUUUGUCCACUAUUGCCAGAGUCAAAUUGUAUAGUAUAAUAUAGCUUGGGAAUAGUUGUUGCCUGGCCGCUGCUAAAGCAAGUUCAGAAUACAUACAGUAUUAGGUAGCUAUCCCCUGAUGAUAUGGCAUCUGGUUUUGCUACUUAAUACUUUAUAUUUUUGCCUGUUGUCUUUUCAUGAGGCAGAAAGACUGAGAGAUGUUGUCUAGGGCAGCUUUUCGAACUGAUGUCCUCCAGAUGUGUUGGAUUACAUUAUCUUUCAUCCUCAGUAAGUAUGGUCAGGGAUGAAGGGAGAUGAAGCAUAUCUGGUGGGCUUCUUGCAGUGUGGAAUAAAAAGGAACUUCAUUCAUAAUGGUUUUUAUACCAGAAGCAGUCUUCCCAUAACCAACUUUUAAAAUCAGCAUAGAGUGUAAGACUUUUACUUUUCAUUUAAAAUGAUUCCAGCUUGUGUAAGUGUUCAUAGAUGGACUUUUCAGAUGGUUGGUAGUUCCAUUUGUUGAUUCAGUUGUUGUAGGAGAUCAAUACAACCUUCCCACAGGUAGCAUUUUGAUUACAUUUUGCUAACAGUUGCUGAAGAGACAACAUUUAGUCUUAGAAUUUGUGAUUUUGAGGGCUUAGUUGAGGUUGCAUGUGUCUUAUGGAUAUCUUUUCACUAGUGAUCACCAGCGUGCUGCCUUUCCCACUUACCCUAUCCAUGCCACUUUAGACACUUAACAUUAUUCUAUAUGUUUUCUUCUGUCUAGUUCUCAAUAAUGCAUACCUACACAUGUGCGCACACACACCUGUACCAGCGCUAAAACAAAUGCCUGCACUAUAAGGAGGCAGCUAAGAAGCAGGUAAAUGUCAUAGCACUAAUCAGCCCCCACCUGCCUUUAUUGAAAGUUUCUUAUCCCAUUUCUGAAGCUGAUGAAGCUUCAGUCCUUCCAAAAACUGUACUGCUCCUAGCAGUCUCAAAGGGAAGGGCAAAGGUGGCAGGGGAUAAAGAAAAUAGCUGUUGGAAAGGCAAGUUCUGUGAAAGCUGGUCCUUUUUAAGGAGUUAGAAAGAUGGGGUAGAAAAAGCACAGAAACAUUCAAAGAACCUUCUUCCUGAAAUUGCUGAACUACUUGAAAGUCCAAAGGUGUUGGGGAAUCUUUUCAAUAUAUACAUCCAGUUAAGCUGCAUUGGGAUAACACUAGUGUAUACACCAGAAAGAAGAAAAAGUGUAGGCUUGAAGAGAGUGGGAAAAGAGAUAGUGACUGUCUUUUGCCUUAACUGUGAUCCCUGCCAUAGCUUAUCUCUUCAUUUUAAAUUCAGUGCCUCUCAAGUCAAAGCCCACAAUUCUGUGCAGAGUUACUUCUUAGAGGUUUCCACUGAAAUACAUGAGAUGUAUCUGAGUGAACUCACAGAGGAAAGUUGUCUUAUGAAUGGUUAGCUCUUUGACCUCUCCUAGUUUGGUACAUAGUGGACAGCAAAUUUAGAAGCCCUUGCAAGCCUAACAUAUAUUAGUGUGUAAAAUCUUUUAAAAGGAAAAAAAACCCAUCAUCAUUAUUUCCAUAGAGAAUCUAUCAUUGAGUCCUUAUGACUUUAUUUAGCAAUUGGAGAAAAUAUGCAUACAUGGAUAUGCAUAUACUAGGUGGACGAUCAUUUCCAGCCUGAUGGAAAUGAAAUGUCUUGCCAGAAAGACCAAGGAUAAAUCUUUCAGCAGAAGGAGAGUGGCAAGCGUCUUGAGUUUUGGUUGCACUGAUGAAGAAGCACAGUAAAAAAAAAGGCCUUUCUAAUAGAAACACAUUCAUGCAGGUGUGUGCUCAGUUGCUGACUGUGGCCUGUUACAGACUGCCAAAAUAAAGCUGCUUCGGGUCUAUUUGGAGGUGUAUG